GGACGUAUGGCUACGGUCUCGGUCUCCGGCGACACGUUCGAGGCUGGCGCGUCCAUUCUCCAUCCCAAGAACUACCACGCUCUCGACUUCACCAAGCUCCUUAAUCUCAAAGUCAAACGCCCGCCUUCUUCGGAGGAUUCGCUGUCUCUUGGAAUUUGGAACGGGAAAAAGUUUAUCUUCAAGACCAUUAGUGUUAAUUCCAAGGCUCCGCUGGUACAAAAGAUCGUUUCAUUUGCGAAUUCUCUCUACUUGUUUCUUCGAUAUGGAUUCUCGCUUCUUAAAAUGGGUAGCUUUGUUGAGAAUACUGUUGACAAGUUCUUAAGGUAUUACGAGAACUUUGAAACAAGACCUGCUUUUGAGACUGUUGAUGAGAUGCUUAAAUGGGCUGGUUUGUACAAUCUCACAAGAAGGACUCUGCAAGAGGAAUUGGUUGAUGCCAAGUUGUCGCCCUUGUUGAUAGAAGAACUUGUCACUGUCAUUACAAGAAUCAAUUACGGCCAAAGUACAUGCAUCAGUGGACUUGCUGGUGCAGUUUCCCUGGCAGGAUCUGGUGGAGGAUUAUGGUCUGUUGAAGGAGGAAACUGGCAGAUGGCUGCAGGAUUGAUUAAUCAAUCAGAUGUUACAUUGCACCUCAAUGAGGAAAUUAAAUCUGUCUCUUACCUGGGAGACUAUUAUGAAAUAAACUCCACAAGAGGAAGCAGUUACACUUGUAAUGUCACAGUGGUAGCUACACCACUGGAUGAAGUAAAUAUUCAAUUUUUUCCUCCUAUUUCAGUUCCUGAGAGGAAAUUACAGCAUACACAUGCAACAUUUGUGAGGGGCCUCUUAAAUCCAGAAUAUUUUGGUGUAACUUCUGUUUCUGACAUUCCCGAACUGGUCGGAACAAUCGAGGAUCCUGAGCUUCCAUUCUCGAGCAUUUCAGUUCUCAAGCAAUAUGAUGAGAAAGAUAUGACUUACAAAGUUUUUUCUCGCAAACCAUUGUCAGACAUAUUACUUGAUAGCAUCUUCAGUGUGAGGGUUGAAACAAUACGAAUAGACUGGGGUGCUUAUCCUCAUUACCAUGCUCCAGAAAUUUUUUCACCAUUUAUUUUGGACGGCCGGAACUUGUACUACAUCGAUGCUUUUGAAAAUGCGGCUAGCACCAUGGAGACAAGUGCUGUAGCGGCUGAGAAUGUAGCACGACUGCUUCUGUCAAGAUUUUUCGGCAAGAGUUCCUCAAGUUCAUUGGAAUUGAAUAGUUAUAAAGGUGGUAUGGCACAACACACCUUGAGCAGGGUGAGGACGCAAUCUUUUCAUCCAUCAAGUGGGAGGCGUGCCCACACUCAGUGCCCCUACCCUGGAGUUCGGAUUCCGGACAAAGGUCCUCGUCAUCUGUAUCUAAGAAUAAUAAUGGAAAAAUAAC
Molecule: messenger RNA, 1402 nt
Organism: Carica papaya (papaya)
Lineage: Eukaryota; Viridiplantae; Streptophyta; Magnoliopsida; Brassicales; Caricaceae
Gene: FCLY
Product: farnesylcysteine lyase
Biological process (GO): prenylated protein catabolic process; prenylcysteine catabolic process
Molecular function (GO): prenylcysteine oxidase activity
Source: RefSeq, a predicted model, not a curated record